AUCUCAAGUUUUUCCUUUCUAAUGCUCACGAAGGUUGCCAGUACUGGACUUCAGCGAGCGGUACCAAGAGCUUUUUGUACGGCAGUUGAGCAGUUACACGCAGCUGGUGUUGUGAAGGAGCCGAAGAAAGAAAGGGAAUUUGCAAGGCUGAGGGAUGGGGAGGAGACCUUUGAUGCAGAGGAGACUAGAAGGUCCAGUUUGUGGUGGCAGGCGAUCGGUCGGAACGCCACCGUCACUCGCCAGGAAAUGUAUAUGGAGUAUAAGCAUUCACUGAAGUCGUUACGGUCACUACUCGACUACUACGACAUAGCUGUGCCGGCUGAGCACGAGAUCGAUCUCGAGAAGUCCGCGGCGAGUGUCGGCCUUGCACUGCCGAAAACUCUCGGCUAGUGAGUUUCUGGG
Perkinsus marinus ATCC 50983 is the source of this 402-nucleotide messenger RNA. RefSeq lists its product as hypothetical. The coding region runs from base 22 to 390 and encodes 122 amino acids. The transcript has 2 exons. Lineage: Eukaryota; Perkinsozoa; Perkinsida; Perkinsidae. The record is from RefSeq and is a predicted model, not a curated record.